Saprolegnia diclina VS20 is the source of this 5088-nucleotide messenger RNA. RefSeq lists its product as hypothetical. The transcript has 10 exons. Gene Ontology annotation, cellular component: HOPS complex; late endosome. Gene Ontology annotation, molecular function: protein binding. NCBI's taxonomy places the organism in Eukaryota, Oomycota, Saprolegniomycetes, Saprolegniales, Saprolegniaceae. Bases 69 to 5009 code for a protein of 1646 amino acids. Gene Ontology annotation, biological process: protein targeting to vacuole; endosomal vesicle fusion. The record is from RefSeq and is a predicted model, not a curated record.
GCUCGGACUUAGCGGGAUCAAGCCCCAAUCGUAAACUCCCGAGGCGUCAGUAGCAGCAGCCGCCCACGAUGGAGCUCAGCGAAGUCGACAAGCUCCUCGCCGAAGACAGCGACAACGAGGACCUCGUGGAUCUGGACCUGAACGAGAUCCAAGCGGCUUUGACGCUCGAGGAGAUCCUCAACGAAGAGCUCGAUGGGCUAUCGUCAGUGUCGGCGCCGGCGCCGGCCGCCGCCUCAAGCUUGGGCUUGUCGGUCGAGAACCCGCUCUUGCAUCGUGCGACGCUCAAGCCCCGCCCAUCGACCGUGGGUGCGUUGACCAAGUCACCGCUCGAGGUGGCGCAAGCGAUCGAAGACGCCUUCCUUGCGGCGCCGACCGAGGUGCUCGUGAGCCCGCUCGCGGUGAAGCGCCGCAUGCGCGUGCACCAGCAGGCGCUCAAGCUACGGAAGGAGACCAACACGCUCGACAAGAUGAAGAUCGCGCUGCAGCUCAAGCAGAAGCAGUCGACGGGCGGGAGCGGCGUUGUCAAGGUCGAACCGAUGCAGACGAUCUCCAAGCAGCUCGCCAAGAACGCCGAGUUCCGUGAGAACGGCCCCGGGAGUCCGACCGUGGUCGCGAUCCACCCCAAGUUCAUCGCGAUCGGGACGAGCAAGAGCCUCGUGCUCGUCUUUGACCACUUUCAAAACAUCCGCCACGUCCUCCGCAACACGACGAUGGAUGCUGGCCACGACCAGUACUCGGAUGGCGCCGUGACGGCCAUUGACGUCUCGCCGGGCAGCGACUUUCUUGUGUGCGGCUACCAAAGUGGGCGCAUCGUGCUGUGGGACAUGCUCAAGGGCACGUCGCUCAAGGUCGUCGCCGACGCGCACGACUGCCCCGUCGUGAGUCUUCUCUUCAUGAAAGACCAAAAGCCGUGUAUUCUCUCGGUCGACGCCAAUGGCAUGGCCAACAAAAUCAACUUUUCCAAAAUGAUGGGCUACGUCUACGUCGUCGACACGGACCCGAUCUACGAUGGGUCGGCGGGCAAGAUCCUUAGCGUCGCCAUUUUGCCGCAGACCGCGGGCCAUGCCAAGGUCGGGCACAUCACCGACACGUACUGCAUCGCGGCCAUCUCGACCGACAAGGUCACGUUCCUCGUGGCCAUCGAGCCAGAGGUGCGCAUUCUCCACCGCUGGUUCAAACCAGAUGGGCUCACCAACGACAAUUUACCGUCGCUGGCGUUUGCGUGGGUCGCGCUGCCUGGCGGUGCGCGCAGUGACACGCCGACUCCGAUGCUGGCGCGCGGGUGGGGCAAGCACAUGCAGUUUCUCGAGAUCCUCUUCCAGCCGCGCCACGUGCACGCCAAGGACGGCUGGCCGACGUUCGCCGAGACGAACCACAUGAGCACGACGAGCGAUGUCGUCGCGACGCAGUGGCUUGGCGAUCACGUUGUCAUGUACCUCACGUACCAAGACGAGCUCUGCGUCUACGACACAAUGAGCCGCCAAGAGCUCGAGAUCGUCGAUGUGAGCGCGAUGGGUCUCGUGUACGCGUCGUACCGCGGCAACAACGGCCGGAGUUUUGCCAACAGCUUUCGCGCGUGCAACGAAAUGCUCUACUUGCUCGGCCUCAAGGAACUCCAGACCGCGCGCGUGCAACCGUGGACGCAGCGCAUUGAUGCUCUCAUCGAAGACGGCGAGUGGCUCGAGGGCCUCGGGCUCGCGCUCGACCACUUUGACGGGCUGACGAAAGCGGCGGCGACGCGCGCCGAGCGCGACCGGUUCCCGCCCGUCUUCUUCACCGACUCGCACAAGGACCAGUGCGUCGUCGACAUCUUCCGUAUGUGCCAAACCAACCAGCGCACAGGCGACAAGGAAGACGUGUUUCGGUACGAAGACAAUGCGGACGAAGGCGUCCGAUGGUGCGUCGGCGAGGCGCCGUAUGCGCCCGACGUGUCCAAGCGGCUCGAGGCGGCGUUCCAGAACGCCCGGUCUGGCACCGUCACCAAGAGCGUCGUGCCCAUCGGCGUCGCUGAGCGCGUGGCCGACCUCCUCAUGGACUAUGUGCGGCUCGCGAUCGGGAAUGCGCCAUCGUCCUCUUCGGUCGCCGACCUCGCGAUCUCGCACUAUCAAAUGCUGGCCGGUGUCGCGAUCGAGUACUGCGCGCAGAUCCACCGCACCGACUUGCUCUUUGGCGACAUCUUCAAGCGAUUUCAAGACGUCGAGAAAGCGCACGUGUUUGUGGGGCUCCUCGCGCCCUAUGUGCUCAACGACCAGCUCCAAGUGCUCUCGCCGACCGUCCUCGAUGCGUUCGUGUCGCACUUUCUCGCGCAAGGCGACCUCGUGCUCGUUGAAAAGUGCCUCUUGCACCUCCGCGUCCGCGACAUGGACUUUGACGCGAUGCUGCGCGUGUGCCAGACCCAUCACCUCCACACGGCCAUGGUGUACCUCUACAACGACGCCAAGCAAGACUACACGACGCCGAUCGACUUGCUCUUGGCGGCAGCCGGCGCGAGCACGCCACUGCCGCUCGACGAGAGUCUCUUUGACUCGGACGAGACGACCGGACGGGCCAAGCGCAUGAUUCUGUACAAGUGCCUCCUCUACAUUUCCUACAUGCUCAUGGGCAAGACCUUCCCGAAGCGCGAGGUCGUGGCGUCCCACCCGCACACGGCGUCGCGGCACCAGCGCAUGAUUGCGAGCGUCGCCCAGCACCUUUUUGAACGGCACCCGCCGGGCCACGGCGACGCGUCGUACCCGCGGCUCAUUCCACUCAUCCAGCUCGACGCCAAGAUGGUGUUUGAGAUCCUUGCGCGGCUCUUUGACGAUGCGAGCGUCGAGUUUGACGGCGAGGCGACGUCGGCGACCACGUCCCAGCGCUACAGCAACCUCACGCUCAAGUGCCCGUCGCGCAUGGAGAUGGUGCUCAGCCUCGCGUCGAUUCUGGUCGGGACGCCGACGGACGACUCGCCGUUCCCGUCGUCGCCGUACUUUAGCCCUUCGGACCAAGGGCACUUUUACAUGUUUGAGGCGCGGCUCCUCAGCAGCGGCGCGAUUGACGCACCGAGCUACGCCCGCGCGCGCAGCGUCAACAGCCAGUGGAUGAUGGACUCGCUCCUGCACUUCCUCGCGUCGGGUCCGCAGGCGCUCGCGACGGACGACGACGAAGGCUUUGACAAGGCCGGGCGCCAAGUAAUGCUCGUGCGCCUCCUCCAGACGCUGUCACCGACGUCGUACGACCAAGGCGCGCUCCUCCGGCGUGUCACAAAGGAGUCAAUGAACCGCGCGGCUGUCGUGCUGCACAAGGCCCGUGGCGAGUUCAACGAGACGAUCUCGGCGUAUUUGGCCGACGCCGACCUCGAGUACAAGCUCAGCGUCUUUUCCUACAUCCGCUCCGAACGCGACAAGGUGGUUGAAGCCGAUGGCGAUGCGGCCAACAGCGAGGCGGCCAAGGCGCGCCAGGCUGACAUUGAAAUGGGCAUCGUCAACCACUGCGGCGGCCUCCUCGACGUCGACGCACAUACGUUUGUCGUGCUCAUGCUCGAGAACUUUGCCUCGCUCAACGCGAAGCUCAUCCAGCGCUUUAUGAGUGUCGGCGGCAAAACGGGCGCCAAGUGGGAGUUUACGUACCUCCGACACAUCCUCGGGAGUCCGUCGGGCGAUGGCGACGACGCGGCCGACGUCAUCCGCGACCUUCUCGAGCGCGAGAAGGCGGUGCUCCAAAUGGCCGAAGACCCCGCCGUCCAGGAGCGCUUUAUCCGGCUCCUCUGCGAGUUUGACCCGACGCAGGUCUUUCCGUACUUGGCGGCUCACGACAGCUACAAGGUCGAGACGUGCCUCAAGCUCUGCAAGGAGUUCAAGAUCACGGACGCCGAGGCAUACCUCCUCGAACGCACGGGCGACGUCAACGGCGCGCUCACGAUCAUUCUCACGAGUAUGGAAAAGCAGCUCAAGGUGCUCAAGCCUGCGCUUCGCGGUGUGAACGCGUCGUCGGCCGAGGCCUCCGGGUGGCAGCAGGAGAGCAUUAUCGAGAGUGUCCCCGAAGGCAAAGAGGUCAUGAAGACGCUCGACGUGGCCAUUGCCAUGUGUCAGCGCAAUUCGGCGCGGCACCGCGACGACCAGAGUGAAAAGCUCUGGUUCACGCUCCUCGACCAGUGUCUCAAAGUCCAGAAUCUGGUCAAAAAGGCGAUGCAGUCCAAGACCAAGGGCCGGACGAGCACGCGCGGGGCGCAGACGGUCUUCCAGAUCGCUGUGAACGAGCUCAUUCGCAUCAUCCUCGAGCGCAUGGCGUCCUGCGUCUCGCUGCAAGCGAUCCUUUUCAAGAUCACCAACGAGCACGGGAAGGACGAGUUUGGGGACUUUCGUCCGACAAUUUUCGGCAUGCUCGAUACGUACAACUACGAGCACAACAUUUACCAGACGGCGAAUGCGCUCAUUCGCACGGAUCUGCACGACCAAGUCAUGGUGCUCCGCCGCGCACAGGCCAAGUGCAUGGCGCCCGCGUCCGUGACGUGCCACUACUGCAAAGUUGUGCUCUCCAAGCCGCCCUUUGGCAUGGGCCAGCACUACAACUCGAAGGAGAAGUGGAACCGGCACACGUCGAGCGUCUCGAUCAAGGCGACUGGCCACCUCUUCCACGACUCGUGCGCCAAAAUGUGGGAGCAAGAGCUUGACAAAAAGAAGGACGAGACGACGGCACGGAGCGCGCACCGCGCCUCGACAGGGAGCCAGGACUUGGAAGGCGACGCGGGCGACGACGAGAACGCUGCGUCGUCGCGGUCGUUGCGGCGCCAGGGCACGACGCGCCGGUACAUGAGCCGCCUCAAGCGUGUGCGCGACUCCACCAAGGCCACGCGGGCCCUCCACCACUUGCUCGCGAGUCUCAACAAGGUCGACGGGGCCAAGAACAAGUAUUUGCGCGGCAACACGGCGACGUUUUCGCUCAAGCCGGCGUCGAUGCCCAAGGCCAAGCGUGUCGGGUCCCGGAAACCCGGCGUCUUGCCCGUCAAGGCCAGCAACACGUCGAGGUUCUAGGCUGUCUGCAUGCACCGUCCGACGAGACUACCCAUGACGUCCUUCCGUCAUUAACAUCGACCUGUCAUUGCAUCCGCUA